Molecule: messenger RNA, 3291 nt
Organism: Parascedosporium putredinis
Lineage: Eukaryota; Fungi; Ascomycota; Sordariomycetes; Microascales; Microascaceae
Source: the annotation of a GenBank genome assembly
AUGCGUGCACUCACCAGAGGUUUGAUUGGUUUAUUGGGGGAGGAGAAGCGUCUGUACGGCCAACUGUUCCGACAAGCCGACUUUGACAAUGUUGGUGUUGUGACGGGCGAGAUCGCCGUCACUUUCUUUGAGAAGACGAGGCUGGACAGGAAUGUUCUUGGAAAGAGGAUUCCUGACCCCGCCGGGUUUUCCGUCGCCCUUCGCCUUCUCGGCCACGCCCAAGCCGGUCGCGACCCCACACCAGAGCUUGCCCGCCAGAGCGGCCCUCUUCCCCAAUUUGAUGGCGUCUCGCUACCAAACCCGACGCCUCCGGCUGCCCCCGCGGGCAUCCAACCCCAAGGUACCGGUGUGGGCCCCGUCAGGAUCCCUCCCCUGACGCCCGACAAGGCCGCGCAGUAUGCGGGUGUGUUUGAGAGGCAGCCUCUCCUUGCCGGAAACCUGCUCCCGGGCGACCAGGCGAAGCAGAUUUUCGAAAAGUCCGGCCUGCCCAACGAGGCCCUCGGCGCCGUGUGGCAGCUUGUCGAUACUGAACAACGCGGAGCCCUCAUCGUCUCCGAGUUUGUGAUCGCUAUGCAUCUCCUCAACUCUAUGAAGGGAGCCCCCUCGGCCGCCCUCCUCUUGCACCUCAGGGAACCGGCAUGGGAUGGGCCAUCACCCCCGGAAAAGGCCAAGUUCGACACCGUGUACGAAGACCUUGACAAGACGAAGCGGGGCUUCAUUACAGGCGAGGAGGCCGUGCCGUUCUUCAGCCAGUCCAACUUGAACCCGACGACGCUCGCCCAGAUCUGGGACCUUGCCGAUAUCAACUCGCAGGGCGUCCUGACCAGGGAUGAGUUUGCCGUGGCAAUGUACCUCAUCCGCCAGCAGCGAGCGAGCCGCGAUGCUCGACAACCCCCGCUCCCCUACUAUGAUGGCCCCUCUGCCCACCGGCGGCUCUACGGCGAGCGAUCCUUUCAGCACUGGACACGUCAGUGCGACCCCGGGUUCUCCGGUAAGGGCAUCGCCGACCGCAAGCCAGUUCAGGCCGUUUGUGCCCUCGUCGUCCUUUGGCAGGGGCCUUACGCAGCAACCUCAGCACACCGGGGUUCCAAAGCCAGUGCUUCCGCCGCGGAUGACCUCCUCGGCGACGCCGAUCCUGAGAUCAGCUCCAAGCUUACCAAUGAGACGACAGAGCUUGCCAACAUCUCGAACCAGAUUGGCACCCUCACGAAGCAGAUGACGAACCUUCAGACCCAGAGGACCACGACCCAACGCGAUUUGACCCAAACGAGCCAGCAGAAGAAGACUUUUGAGCAGCGGCUUACGCAACUUCGCACCCUGUACGAGAAGGAGGCGACUGACGUGCGGUCCCUGGAGCAACAGCUCACCACAGCCAAGUCUGAUAGCAGGAAGCUCCAGGCCGAAUGCAUGUCCCUUGAGGGUACCUAUCACGACCUAUCCUCGCAGAAGCAACAGGUGGUGGCCGCUCUGCAGGCGGACCAGCAAGAAAAUGCGAGCUUGAAGGAGAAGAUUCGCUCCCUCAACGCCGAGAUCGCGCAGCUCAAGCCCCAGAUCGAGAAGUUGAAAUCAGAGGCUCGUCAACAAAAGGGCCUUGUCGCCAUCAACAAGAAGCAGCUGUCGACCAACGAAGCCGAGCGCGACCGUCUCAAGACUGCCAGCACCGACAUCCUCGGCGCGUUCGCCUCUCCGCCCAUGAAGGCGUCAGACAAAUCGUUUGACGACAUCUUUGGAUCGCCGUUCGCGCAGUCAACCUCGGCCACUCCUCCCCGCAGUCCACCACACCGGCAACUCAACGGCGAGCGGCGCUUCUUUCGGAACCCCUCCCGUAGCCAGCCCGAGCAUCAGCCGCUCCGCUACCCUAGGUCUCGAGCCUCCCCACCACCUGAGUCGCGCCAACUAAGCUCGAGCUUCCUUCCGCUGAAGAACGUGGAUGAUUCCCUGUCGUCGUCUAGGCAGGUAUCGCCACCCAUGUCUCGCUCUGGAGAGGACAAGGGGCGGGCGACCUCAGCCGUUCCGGUGCCCAACGUUGGCGCCUUCUCGCCCCUCGAGCCUUCUAAUACCGGUGGUAGCGGCAUCGCCCCUCCCACCGGGGACAUCAAGCCCACCGCCACAGGCGACUCGGCUAGCGGGCUUGCCAUCUCAUCGGGUUCACCUAUCCCCGUUUCUUCUCCCUCCGGUACUGCUGAAGCUGAAGAGAAGCCUGCCGAACGCUCGGUACGGGACUCGGACCCAUUUGCGUCUUUAGAUAAGGCCAAGGCCAAGGCCGAGUUCGACAACGCCUUUGCCAGCUUCACCAAGAUCCACAAGACCCAAGACAAGACCAGUGAGGAUGAUAAAAACGCCUUUUCAAGUUUCACUGCCGAGUUCCCGCCCAUUUCGGAACUAGAACGUGACGACUCGGACUCGGAUAGCGAGGCGGGGUUUGAUGAUGACUUUGCGCCGUCAUCUCCCAAGGUGAAGGACAGCCAGGUGACUGUCAAGGAUACUCCGGCGUCUCCCACCGCUGCGACGCUCAAGCCGGAGUCUCCUGUAGCCACCACGUCGGUGUUUGGGGAUGAUGCGGCCAAUAAGACGCCCGCGCCCGUUAAUAGCAGCAGUGCCGCGGAUAAUUUUUUCGACUCGCAUCUAGAUACCACUCCGACCGCGGUGACGACUGCUCCUCCACUCCAAGGAUCUACUAGCUCAGGUGCCGCCAAGACGCCGUUCGAUUCGGACUCGGACGACGACUUCUCGGGCCUAGAGGAUGCUAAGGAGGGCUCGGCGGACGACGACUUUGCCAACAUCUCGAGGUCGGGCCUCGACGAGUUCAACUCGGUCUUUGACGGUAGUCCACCGGCGAGCCAGGCGAAGACGGAAUCCACCGCUUUUGGUGGUGGAGAGAGCAGCUUCGACUUUGGCACGCUCUCAACCGGUUCCCUUACUGGGGGCAACAACAUCACCCCCACUGCCGCCACUGCGGGAACUGUGGCGGUGCCGCCCACCACGACGACCGCGGGUAGCAUCUCGGCGUCGGACGCUCAGGACUGGGAUGCGAUGUUUUCGAACCUCGACUCUGCUGCCAGCGACUCGCCCAAGACGGCGGAGGCGCCCAAGGACGCCGAUGCCGCUACCAGGCCGGAGAUCAACAGAUCCGAGACUGGGGAUGACCCGUUGCUGACGAACCUGAUGAGCAUGGGGUACUCGAGGACGGACGCGCUCUCAGCCCUGGAGAAGUACGAUUAUGACAUCGAGAGGGUGAGUUUUAGCCAUGGACUUUUCAACCCCUUUACCCCUAGGUCGGCCGGUUUCUGA